AGUGUUCUUGACUUACUUUGACGCUACCUCCAUCUGUACCGUGUUAUACUCUGGCAGACACAACUGCUUGAUAUACUGCAGUCCUUUUGUUUCAUUGAAAUAUUUGCGCUGGACCGUGGCAACGUUGGAGUGGGUGAACUGUUCGUUGACCAUCUUGAAGAGUUUUGUCAUGUUGCCAUUCUCACAGGCGGUGUUGGGCAUCAAAAUCUGGAAUCAGACGAAAUGGGCAUUACAAUUUGUCGAAAUAUGGAAUUACUCAGCCAAAUGGGCCUUUCUCCACAUAGAUGCUAUACAGUGUUUUACAUUGGGCAGUGCAUUCCAAUCAUCUUUUAUUCUGACUGCGACAUAAUCUGCGUAACUCCAGGCCAAUUGACAUGAACUCUGUUUUCAGCUAUAGAUUAGUGAUCGAGUUACUUUCAAACAUCAACUUCUGUAAUUCAUAUUUCCCUCCAUAGAAACUUAGCUCGGGGUGUAUUUUUAGAACACUGACCCAGAUUUACAGUGUCAGGCAGCCGGUUCAGUAAAUCAAUACAUUGAUUCGCUGGGUGUUGUUUGGUUGUGACAAUACAACGGGCAAGUUCAGACACUAUGAUGAGAGUUUCAUCUUGUCUUGUUGACAGCAAGAGCAGACGGAUCGAGUUAGUUUGACUGAGCAGAGAUGGCCACCCCUCCGGAGAGUAAGAGGAGGAAGUAUGAUGGGGUUGAAUCUGGGAUGAAAGCUUUGAGAGAUGCUCUUGAGGAGAGAGGAGAGGUGCUGAGGCCGGCUGAACAACUGGAGACGAAGCUAACCGUGUGGAGCUCAAUAUGCAGACAGUUGGUUGAGAAGAAGAAUGCCUUGAUCAAAGAGAUCAACAAUCAUGCCACCAACCUGCCAAAUCAGGAUGAAGUUUUGGAAAGAUAUGAAGAUGAAAUCAAGGAAUGGCAGGCCGAUAGGCAGGCAGAGAUAGAGCAGGAGUUUGACGUCUCUGAAACCAUGGCAAAGGCAGACGAAGCAUUGAAGGUGAUCUCGGAUAUCGUCCAAAAGGAACGAGAAAAUCCUGCGGUCAUACAUGCCAAGGAGCUUUUAGAUACUGUUGAACCUGAUGACUUGUUUUCGGAUCAAUUUCCGGCACAACUAGCCAAGGGAGAAUUGGAUCUAAAAAUCAUGUCGUCUUGGAAGGAUCUUGUUGAGGACACUGUCACUCAAGCAGUCGCUUGUUUAGAUUUUGAACAAUUCCAUGAUCAGCUCUAUGCCCUACAUCAUAUGGAAUUCGAAUUCGUUGAUCUUGAACCGGAAUUAGAGAGAGAAUAUCCAAACUUCGGAGAGUUCAGACGAGAUUGGGACACACAACCAAAGGAAAUCUUCAAAAUAAAGUUACCAGUCAGCGAUGAAGCUACGAUGUACAUUCCAUGUGUCGUCGACUUGGGGGAGCUGGUGGCAGUGGUGCGUCCAACGGCAGAGGAGGAGGAGUCUGGAUAUAUUGACUUUUACAAAUUGACCACAAAGAUCCAAAUGGUGCAAGAGGUCGUCCUCACGAUGGAAUUUGUUCCUCCAAUAUUAGACAUGGCGGCCACGCCUGAAGGUCACCUCGCCAUUCUUGGAGGUCAUGAUGGCGAUGGUUGUGACUUUGGUAUCACGGUGACUAGUAUUGAUCCGGAGACUUGUAACGGUGAGACUUUCUGCAGGUUUCCUCUUAAGAUGGAGAAACCGAUCUCACUGUGUGUUACUCUGUUCCAUCAGUUUGUUGUCCUCUGUGAGACGAGUGGGAAGACAGAACAAGACGAGUCUCAGAAACAGAUCGUUGUCCUAGAUAAAGACGGGGUUGUCCAACAUAAACAUGUCGUCCCAGAGGAUGAAUGUCCUGAGGCAGGUUACAUCACACGUGGCGGAAGGUUUAUUUUCCUAAUGCCUGGUGGUUCUUAUGAUAACCCAACCGAUGACGUGUGCAUAUACGAGAUACAGGGCCAUGGGAUUAAACUAGUGAAAACAUUGACAGAUAUCCUUGCUGGGACCAAACAGCCGACAUGGCCCUGUUUCCUCAGCUUCUCAGCCACUUUAUGGGACGAUUUGUACAUCACAUCCACUCAUAAUGAUGAGCUGUUUCUGGGCAAAUGUGUUAAGGCUAAGGGGGAGGCAUUGGAAUGGACUCUCCCAGGACACAAAGAAGCCUUGCAUAAAGUCACUUCAAAUCCUCUCCUCCCCAUCGAGAGAAAGGUUUGUAUCUCGGCAAGAAAUGGUUAUCUCAUUCUGACCAAUGGUCAAACGAUCAGAAGAUACAGACAAUAUCUCAUUAGUUAAAUUUCAACUCUGGACCAAAAUAAGUGUCCUGAUAAUGACAGAUCAGAGUUCAAUCAGGGAGGUUCCAAUCUAUGUAUUCCGUACUAAGUGUAAGUGCAGCUGCCCACAGCAUUACUUAUUAGUGUGUUUUAGCAACUUAUUCAUUCAUCAUGUCAUAUUGUCAUAUUAUACAUUACACAUGUCACAUAGCACAGCCAGGCACUUACCUCCAGAGGUUGUAGAAUCUGUAGUUUUGUUGUAACCUUGACAUAAGUCUGACUGUCAGAGAACUGAGACAGCAUCAGUAUUGGAUGCUUUAGGUCAAUGCUGGCGAUGCCUAUCUCACCUCUUGCAAGGCCACGUCCUUCCACAAUGGCUGGAAAAGAUUGUAAAGCUUGAAUUAUACUGUAAAAUAGC
Molecule: messenger RNA, 2674 nt
Organism: Lineus longissimus
Lineage: Eukaryota; Metazoa; Nemertea; Pilidiophora; Heteronemertea; Lineidae
Exons: 3
Coding region: 659-2278 (539 amino acids)
Source: RefSeq, a predicted model, not a curated record